CCCGCCCAGCGAAGGAGACGACUACAUCUUCCACUGUCACCCCGCGGACCAGAAGAUCCCCAAACCCAAACGCCUGCAGGAGUGGUACAAGAAGAUGCUGGACAAAUCCGUGGCGGAGAGGAUAGUGCACGACUACAAGGAUGUGUUCAAGCAGGCGACAGAGGAUCGAUUGACGAGUGCCAAUGAGCUGCCGUACUUUGAGGGCGACUUCUGGCCCAACGUCCUGGAGGAGAGCAUCAAAGAGCUGGAGCAAGAGGAGGAGGAGAGGAAGAGGGAGGAGAACAGCACGUCCAACGAGAGUAUCGAUGAUACGAAAGGUGACAGUAAAAACGCAAAGAAGAAGAACAACAAGAAGACGAGUAAGAACAAGAGCAGUCUGAGCCGAGCCAAUAAGAAGAAGCCGGGGAUGCCCAACGUCUCCAACGACCUCUCGCAGAAACUCUACGCCACCAUGGAGAAACACAAAGAGGUGUUCUUCGUGAUUCGGCUCAUCGCAGCCCCCAUGUCGAACUCCCUGCCCCCCAUCACUGACCCCGACCCCCUGAUGGCCUGCGACCUGAUGGACGGCCGCGAUGCUUUCCUCACGUUGGCGCGGGACAAACAUCUGGAGUUCAGCUCGCUGCGUAGGUCCAUGUGGAGCUCCAUGUGCAUGCUGGUGGAGCUGCACAACCAGAGCCAGGACCGCUUCGUAUACACCUGCAACGAGUGCAAACACCACGUGGAAACACGCUUCCACUGCACCGUCUGCGAGGACUACGACCUGUGCAUCACCUGCUACAACACGAAGGGCCACGUGCACAAGAUGGAGAAGUUGGGCCUGGGUCUGGACGACGAGAGCAGCAACUCGUCAGCCGCAGCGACUCAGAGCCCCGGAGACUCACGGCGCCUCAGCAUCCAGCGCUGCAUCCAGUCCCUGGUCCACGCCUGCCAGUGCCGCAACGCCAACUGCUCGCUGCCGUCCUGCCAGAAGAUGAAGCGCGUGGUGCAGCACACAAAGAGCUGCAAGAGGAAAACAAACGGCGGCUGUCCAAUCUGCAAACAGCUCAUCGCGCUCUGCUGCUACCACGCCAAACACUGCCAGGAGAACAAGUGUCCGGUUCCUUUCUGCCUCAACAUCAAGCACAAGCUCCGCCAGCAGCAGCUUCAGCACCGGCUCCAGCAGGCGCAGAUGUUGAGGAGGAGGAUGGCCAGCAUGCAGAGGGUCGGACAGUCUGGAGGAGGAGGAGGAGGAGCUCCAGGAGGAAAUGGAUUACCUUCUCCCAGUGCAAACAACGGAUCAACAGCGCCUGGAACACCGACUUCUGUGGGGGGAACGCAGCCGCCGACACCUCAGACACCGACACAUGGGAACAUGCCCGCUCUCCCCCAGCAGCAGGGAGCCAUGGGGGGGAUGGGAGCCAUGGGAGGCAUGGGAGGGAUGGGAGGAAUGGGGCAGCAACAAGGUGGUCCUCAGCAUCACCUCCAUCAGUAUCAGCCUGUGGGAGUUGGAGGGGGGAUGAUGAACUCCCCUCAGCAGCAAAUGGUGCCUCAAAUCCAGGCUCCAAACGUCCAGCAGCACCAGGGGGUUCUUCCUCCGUACAACCCCAGACCCGCAGGAGCGUCACCUUUACGCCAGUCUCUAGGAAAACCAGGAUCCACCCCUCCCCAGCAACAGCAACAACAACAACAACAACAACAACAACAACAACAACAACAAACCAUCAUGCCGGGGCAGAACCAGCAGCAGGGGCCCCCUCUGGCUGCUGUGGAGACGGCGCUGAAUAUCCAGCGGCUCGCAGAGACCCAGAGACAGAUGGCUCAGGCUCAGGCUCAGACUCAGAUACGAGGCAUGGGUCAGGGGGGGGGGUCUGAUGCCCCAACACCCGCACCACCAGACCCCCCAGGCUCAGAUGGGCAUGCCCCCCCACAUUGGGGCACAGGGCAUGCCCCCCCAGAAUCAGGGAGUCGUCGGCAGGACUAUGUUAGAGCAGCAGGGCAUGUUAGCGGGGCUUCAGCAGCAGCAGCAGCAGCAGCAGGGCGGCCCCCCCCCAGACUCAGCUGCUGCCUCCUCAGGUGCAGCAGCAGGGUGGGGGGCCGCAGCAGUGGGGGGGGGGCGCACCAGCAGCAGCAGCAGCAGGCAGGAAUCCCUCAGCAGGCCAUGAAUCAGCAGCAAGGGGCUCGAGGGCUGAUGCAGGUGAUGGGGGGAGCUUCGGGGGUCCCAGCAGGGGCCCCGAACUCGAUAGAAGCGGUGGUGGAGUCAGCGAACACCCAGGCCGCGCUGCACGAGCUCCUGAGGACCCUGCGCUCCCCCAGCUCCCCUCUCCAACAGCAGCAGGUGCUCAACAUCCUGCGCGGAAACCCCAGCCUCAUGGCCGCUUUCAUCCGUCAGAGAGCAGCCAGGUACCAGGGGGGUCCUGGGGGGGGGCCCGGUGGGGGGGGGUCUCCUCGGGGGGGUCCACCACAGCAGGGGGGUCCUGGGGGAGGGGCGAGGUUCCCUGGAGUCCUGCCCGGUGUGGGAGUGGACGGGCAGCAGCAGCAGGUUAGCGUGAACCAGGCGGGGGUUAACAUGGCUCAGGGGGGGGCAGCGGCAGGGGGGAAUAUGCCCACCAUGGCUCAGCUUCAGCAGCUACAACAACAACACCAACAACAGCAACAACAACAACAACAACAACAACAACAGCAGCAGCAGCAGCAGCAGCAGCAGCAACGCCCCAUGCUACCUGGGAAGCUACAGCAACAGCAAAUGGCUGCAUUACAGCAGCAACAGCAACAACAACAACAACAACAACAGCAACAGGGAGCUGUGAUGCAACCACAACAACCAGGGCAACCGGGAAACAUCGGCAACAUGAAUCCACAGUUCAGAGAGCUGCUGAUGAGGAGGCAACUUCUUCAACAACAACAGCAACAACAACAGCAACAACAACAACAACAACAGCAACAGCAACAACAGCUACAACAACAACAGCAACAGAUGGGGAACCACGGGCAGUUCCAGCCUCAGCAGGGCCAGCAGGGCUUCAUGCAGCCGGGCCAGGUCUGCCCCCCCCCCUCUGCUGCACCACAGCCUGGAGGUGGAGCCCCCGCCCCCCCCCAGCAGCAGGGUGGGGGGGCCACAGCGCCCAGCCAACAGCAGCAGAGCUACACUAACAACAUGUCUCAGGUUGCUGCGGCGAUCCAGCAGCGGCUCCAGCACCAGAUGCAGCUUCAACAACAACAACAACAACAACAACAACAGCAGCAGCAGCAGAACUCAAUGAGUCAGGAUGGAGGUGGAGGUCAAAGUGGAGUUUCAGGUGGAGGACAGACCACCCAGAGCAUGCUCCACCAGAACAUCCACCAGAGGCUCCUCCAGCAGCAGCAGCAUCUCAGCGGGGGGUCUCCGGGGCAACACAGCAGCCCAAUGAGCCCACAACAACAACAACAACAACAGAUGGUUCAGUCUCCGCGGCCCCACCUUCAGGCUCAGGGCGGUUUGGGUGCAGCGGUUCGAUCUCCGCAACCGUCGCCGAGGCCUCAAUCGCAACCGCCUCGAUCCAGCCCGUCCCCCCGCAUGCAGCCGGCGUCAUCGCAACCGCAACCCCCGCAACCGUCGCCGCAUCGCAACCCCCCGCAAACAGGCUCCUCCCCUCAUCUCAUCGCGCAGCACCAUCAAAACAUGGCGCCGCCGCAGAAUCCCCCGCUUCCUCCGGAUCAGUUCAGCUCGGAGCAGAACAACAUCAUGUCUCAACUGAGCGGGAUGACGGGGAUGCAGUCGGACAUGUUAGGGGGAAACAACAACAACAAUAAUAAUAACAAUAACCCGGAGCUGCAGACGACGAACAUUAACCACAACAGUUUGGAUCUGAUGUAGCCUCGUCGCUCUCCGUCUCUGAUUUUUAAAGAAACUGCCGCGAUAUGGAGAGCGAGGCGGGACUUUUUUUUUGUUGAAGUUUUUAUUUUUUAUUUAAAUAUUUUUGUGAUGUAUAAUAAAUAAGAACUGCCUUCCUAUGGGAGAUAAAUCUUUAGAAGUCAAUAAAUGAAUAAAUUAAAAACAAUGGUAAGUUAUUGCUGUUAAUAUAUAUCUAUAUAUAUUUUUGCCAAUUGUGUACAAAGGGGGGGGGGGGGGGGGCAGUGUUUUCAGGUUGAAGAUAUUUCUUCCUUAUUAAGUCGAUAUUUUUGGGGAUUUUUUGCCUUUUUAUGAAUAUUUUUAAGAUUUUAAAUGUGGCGAAGAAUUAAAAGUGAGUGACACGAUGUACCUUUUUUUCCCCCCUUCCUCAAAUACCCAUAAUUGUAUUUUGCAGAGUAUAUUUUAUUUCUGAAUUUAUUAUUAUGUUCCCUCCCUUCUCGAUGACAUAUCUUCUGUUACAGAAAUCCUUAUUCUGUACGACACAUAUAUAGACUUUAUUUUAUAUGAUAAAGGGAGGGGAGUUAGAUCCGUUUUGUUUCAGGGUUUAUAAAUUACAGUGUUUUUUGGGGGGUGGUAUUUUUCUGCAAACAAAUCCUCCUCGCACCACUUUCUCCUCUGAAUGUGCACACCUCCCUUUUUUAUCCUGAAAGGGAGGAGGAGCCCCUGUUUUAAAGCUGGACGACGUUUAUGUACAUAUAUAUUUACAGCCUUGUUUAUAAACUGUGACAUGGAGAAGCCUGCCUGUACCCUCACAAACAGUUCCCCUUCUUUACAUCCCCGCUAAUUCAAUGUUGUACAGAAAAUGGUGGACUUAGAUACUGUUUUUGUAAUGAAAGUGAAAUUGAAAUGUAAAAAAAAUACACGCCUGUACAUACUUUUAAAAGCCGUAUAAGCAGAGGGAUUAUUUUUCUGCUGCUUGUCCCCCCUUUCUUGUUUGGAUAUUUGCUGUAUCUGUAUAAAAACACAAAAACUCCUGAGCUACUGUACAGCAUUGAGAUGAUUUUGUAAGCAGGUACAGUGGGGGGGUGUUGAAGGUCACAAGCGCCUUUUUCUGUGUAUUUUUGACAAGGUUUUUGGGAGGAAGGGGUUAUUGCAAACACACCUGAACAAUCUCACACAGGUGGAGACCGGAAAAAAGAGUUUAAAUUUAGCUUUUUAUGGACUGAAGCUCACUAUUUUUCUCACAAAAGGUUGGGCUUGCUGGGUAUAUAAGAGGGGGGGGGGGGGCAUCCGAACCAGGUGGCAAUAUAUCUUGAGACUUAUUUUGUAAGAAAACAAGGAAAAACUGUCUUUUUUAUAUAUAGAUAUAUUAUUUAAUUUUAUUUUUUUGGAAAUAAAACUUGAAGCUACAGGAAUUAUUAGAUAAAAACAAUGUCUUUGUUUUGUAUUGAAGAUGUAAUGGUGAUGCAACACGACACUGCAGACCCCCCGCGGAGAAUCUCCUGAUAUAGUUGUAAACAUACUGAAUCACUGUACAAACCCGAUGGCAACUGAACAAAUACCUUCUCUUUUCAAUCACUUCCUCUGCUCAACAGAGACUGGAAAUAAGACUUAUUUAAAUAUUUGUUUUUAGUAUUACAAAUGGAAAAACUUUGACCACUUUUUCUUUUUUUGUUAACAAUUUUUUGGUGCUCGCUGAGAGAAAGCAAAAAUAAACUGUUGCUCCAUUUUCAUUAGUUUCCUUUUUUCUAAGUUAUUUUGGUGGUCUGAUUGUUUUUUUUGCCAAUAAAUUAAUUGUACAAUAAAGUAUGUUUGUACCAUUGGAAAAAUA
This is a messenger RNA of Trematomus bernacchii (emerald rockcod), 5639 nucleotides long. RefSeq names its product histone lysine acetyltransferase CREBBP-like. Gene Ontology annotation, cellular component: histone acetyltransferase complex; nucleus; transcription regulator complex. The record is from RefSeq and is a predicted model, not a curated record. Gene Ontology annotation, molecular function: transcription coactivator activity; chromatin DNA binding; zinc ion binding. Lineage: Eukaryota; Metazoa; Chordata; Actinopteri; Perciformes; Nototheniidae. Gene Ontology annotation, biological process: positive regulation of transcription by RNA polymerase II.